This is a messenger RNA of Cololabis saira (Pacific saury), 2217 nucleotides long. RefSeq names its product 8-oxoguanine DNA glycosylase (gene ogg1). The transcript has 7 exons. Bases 257 to 1483 code for a protein of 408 amino acids. Gene Ontology annotation, cellular component: nucleus. NCBI's taxonomy places the organism in Eukaryota, Metazoa, Chordata, Actinopteri, Beloniformes, Belonidae. Gene Ontology annotation, biological process: nucleotide-excision repair; base-excision repair; base-excision repair, AP site formation. Gene Ontology annotation, molecular function: 8-oxo-7,8-dihydroguanine DNA N-glycosylase activity; damaged DNA binding. The record is from RefSeq and is a predicted model, not a curated record.
CCUUUUAUUUACGUGAGUCCUUUUAACGCAGUGCAACGUCUUUGCGGUCCAUCUCAAUCUAUCGUUAACUCCGUGAAAGUUCCAUGAAUUCAUUAGUUCUGUUGUUUUCUACCGUUUUAUUUAAUACAUCCAUGUUUGCUACCUGUAAAAUAGCCAUAGCUAUAGUCACGGGAUCCCCUGUGAUGCGUUUUAUACAGUGACAAUCAAUGUUAACAUUUAAACGAUCAAAAGGGAAAUUACUUGGAUCAGAAUAAGGAUGGCCAAACAUGCUGUGUUGUCAUCAGGAGCAAAACUCUGGAGAUCUCUGGCUUGUCCAAAGUCAGAGCUCUGCCUGGAUCUCACUCUUGCUUGUGGACAAUCAUUCCGCUGGAGAGAAACUGCAGAGGGACACUGGACUGGAGUGAUGGGAGGAAGAGUGUGGACUCUGACUCAGAUAGAUGAUACUCUUUGGUACCACGUCUACACAACACAAGGCACACAGAAGGAUGGAAGUGACAAGGAGAAGAGGGCCGGUGUUUCUUUUCACCAAGAAAAGAGAGCUACGAAGAGAUCUAAAGAUGCUCCCCGGAAGGUGGAAGAUAAGCCCCAGGGUGCUGAUGCUGAACAGAGGAGUGAGGUGGAGGCAGAGAUGCUCAGAGACUACUUCCAGCUGCAUGUGAACCUGGGGUGUCUGUAUCAGGAAUGGGGAGCAGCAGACAGCCACUUCAAGCAGAUUGCAGAUAUCUUUUCUGGUGUGCGAAUGCUGCGCCAGGAUCCCACUGAAUGCCUGUUUUCCUUUAUUUGCACUUCCAACAACCACAUCUCUCGUAUUCAGGGCAUGGUGGAGAGAUUGUGUCAGACUCUGGGUGCCCCGCUCUGCCACCUGGAUCAAACCACGUACCACGACUUUCCUACCUUGUCUUCACUUGCAGACAACGGCGUAGAGGCAUGUCUCAGGGAUCUGGGCUUUGGUUACAGAGCCAGGUUCCUCCAGCAGAGUGCAAAGCAGAUUCUGGAUGCCCACGGGCCCCAGUGGCUUGAAGGUUUACGCAGAGUUCCUUACAUGGAGGCUCGUGAUGCGCUCCGCACUCUCCCUGGUGUUGGCACAAAGGUGGCGGACUGUGUAUGUUUGAUGUCUCUGGAUAAGACGGAGGCCGUACCCGUGGACACACAUGUGUGGCAGAUCGCUAAGCGAGACUACGAGUAUGCUGCUGGUAGUGGACAAAAGACCCUGACGGAUAAACUUCACAGAGAUAUUGGAGAUUAUUUUAGAAAGCUGUGGGGAUCCCAUGCAGGCUGGGCACAUUCGGUGUUGUUCUGCGCCGACCUGAAAAAGUUCCAGAGCAUCAAAGAAACGGCUCGUCUGAAGCAGCCCAAGAAAGAGGCAGAGGAUGAGAAAAUGACAGUAAAGAGGGAGCUUGAUGGAGAUGGGACAAACAUAAAAACCAAGUCAGCACGUCAGAAGAAGGCAAGGAUAUCUGUCAAGAAAGAAAAGUUGCUAUGAGAUAAGUAAGCUUCUUAUCUCAAGUAAUGUCCAAUUACUAUGGAAGCGUAGAGAUGCCACCAUCUUAAGAAGAAAGUUAGAGCCAUCACGUUAUAAUGUAAAAUGCUAAUGUUCUAACAAUAUAUUUUUUACAUUUGUACAAUAUCUUCAGUUAUUACAACAUAUAUUUCAUGUUUGAAUAAAAUAUCACUGUUAUUACAAUUUACAUAUUUAUCAUGUUACGACAAAGAAAUUACAUUCUUACAAUAUAAUAUUUAUAUUGUAAUAAGGUGAUCAUAUAUUGUACAACGUGAAAAGGUUUUCGUUAUGACUUGAUCAACAUGUAUAUUGUAAUAACCUAAUAUCAUAUAGUUGAAACAUGAAAAACAAUAUCGUAAUUACGUGAUAACAUAUUGUGAUAAUGACUCUACUUUUCUUUCACUUAGGUGGCAGCUUUACGCAUCCGUAGGUCACAGGCGCCUCUGAUUCAGCUUCUUUAAUAAAAAAAAACCAUUAAGUGUAAAAAUUUAAAUGAUUUAUUAUUCACAAACUUGAUGUAGAACAGGUCGUUUUGCAACAUCUCAGGUUUUCCUGUCCAAGUCUUUACUGUAACAUUUUUUUUGCUCUGAUUUCAUAUGAAGUCACUACUGCAGACUGUUUUUAUAAUGAAAAUAAAUAUAUUUUAUAUGUUUUCUUCUUGAUUUAAAUAUGUGUUCAUUAUUUAGAAUAUCAAAAGAACAGUUAGUGCUCGAGCC